AUGGGCAACGGUGCUAAGGCUCAGCAGAAGAGGGAGAGGAAUGCCGUCAAGACGGCCAACAACGCAAAAAGCCAGAUCAAGACCAACCAAGCCGCGUUGAACAUCGUCUGCUCGGUAUGCAGACAAACUUUCCUCCUUACUACCCGUGCACCUGCACUCGAGGAACAUGCGCAAAAUAAGCAUAGCAAGAGCUUGGCGGAGUGCUUCCCCACUUACGGGAAGUGA
This is a messenger RNA of Dichomitus squalens LYAD-421 SS1, 225 nucleotides long. RefSeq lists its product as uncharacterized. Bases 1 to 225 code for a protein of 74 amino acids. The record is from RefSeq and is a predicted model, not a curated record. The transcript is spliced from 4 exons. Lineage: Eukaryota; Fungi; Basidiomycota; Agaricomycetes; Polyporales; Polyporaceae.